Messenger RNA from Penicillium macrosclerotiorum, 798 nucleotides. RefSeq lists its product as uncharacterized. The transcript is spliced from 3 exons. The record is from RefSeq and is a predicted model, not a curated record. NCBI's taxonomy places the organism in Eukaryota, Fungi, Ascomycota, Eurotiomycetes, Eurotiales, Aspergillaceae. Gene Ontology annotation, molecular function: protein binding. Bases 1 to 798 code for a protein of 265 amino acids.
AUGUCCUCCUCCUACGCCCCACCUCCUGGACCGCCGCCGCCAACGGUUCCAGACGGCUGGAAAGCGCAGUAUGACGAACGGUAUCAGACAUGGUUCUACAUCAACAUUGCUACCGCUGGCGACACGAAACAGCCGAUGGCCUCCAACAACCCUUACAACUCCAUCAAUGCUACCAAGGGCGCUAGCCCCAACACCCUUGACGAAGAUGCGCGCCUGGCCGCCCAGCUGCAGGCCGAGGAAGACGCGCGCGCACGCAGCCGAGGCGCCGGGGACUCCGGCACCGCGGCCGACUACUACAGCGAUACAUCGCGACCGCAGCCCAGCGGCGCAGGCUACGGACCCGGGCCAUCCGCGCCGAGCCCUAUGCCUGAGCAGAAACGCAGCAAGGGCUUCUUCAGCAAGCUGAUGGGCAAAAGCUCUGGGAGCAGCUCACGCCCGUACGCUUCAUAUCCGCAGCAGCCAGGUUCAUACGCGCCGCAGCCUGCUCCAUCGGGAGGCUACUAUGGUGGAUACCCUCAGCAAGCCGCUCCCCAGCAAGGGUAUGGCUAUCCCCCGGCUGGGUAUGGUGGCUACCCACCCCAGGGCGGCUACUAUGCGCAGCAGCAGCAGCAACGCCCGCCGCGGAAAAGUGGCGGGAUGGGCACGGCAGGAGCGGCAGCCCUCGGAGUUGGUGGAGGGUUGUUGGGCGGUCUCUUGAUUGCCGAUGCUGUGGAGGACAUGGGGGAUCAUCAUGACUAUGACGAUGGCCCUGGUGGGUGGGAUGAUGGCGGUGGUGACUUUGGAGGCGGUGACUUCUAA